This is a messenger RNA of Teleopsis dalmanni, 3072 nucleotides long. RefSeq names its product transient receptor potential cation channel protein painless-like. Gene Ontology annotation, cellular component: membrane. Gene Ontology annotation, molecular function: protein binding; monoatomic ion channel activity. Gene Ontology annotation, biological process: transmembrane transport; monoatomic ion transport. The transcript has 5 exons. The record is from RefSeq and is a predicted model, not a curated record. Lineage: Eukaryota; Metazoa; Arthropoda; Insecta; Diptera; Diopsidae. Bases 233 to 2998 code for a protein of 921 amino acids.
GAGUGCGCGCACAAAACUCAGUCAUUUAGUUUGAAUUCAGAGUUGUUGCAUUGCGGUUCGAAAGCGCGGUCAGUAGUGCAAACGUCAAAAUUUUCGGAAGCUGAAUUUAUUAUCACUUGUGGACGGCAUAUUACUUGACUGGGCAUAUUUUUGCACCGAAAUCAACAUUUUAAUCGUAUUUAAUAAAAGCCGCUGAACUACACCAAAAGACUUAAUCUAUUUGGUUGUAAAAAUGGCCAAUAAACAAUUCACCAUUGACAUUAACAAUUGUGGCUACAUUGAUCCUCAGCUAAAACUGGGUGCCGCCCUAUCAAAUGGUGACAUACGUGAUUUUCGCAUUGCUCUUGAUAUGGGCGCCGACCCCGCCAUACAAGAUGAUAAACAUGUCAGCAUAUUUGAAAAGGCUUUGAAAACGAAUGGAUGCAGUGAAUUUGUUGAAGAAUGUUUACGACGUGGCUGUAAUCCAAACUAUACCAAUCAACACUUAAAUAAAGCCGCAAUCAAUUUCGCAGCAGAUUCUAGAGAUCCGAAAAUAAUUUCAGCAUUACUAAGAUAUAAAGAUGUACAAACGGAUCGAAAAUACUCACAGUUAACUGCUUUAAACUCUCUCGCUAAAAAUAUUUCACCUGAUCACGCCACUGAAGUUGCAGCCUGCAUAAAGAGCUUACUUCAUUAUGGUGCAUCGCCCAACAUACCAGAUCAACGCGAAAUGACCCCGCUGCAUUAUCUACUUAAGAAUCGUAAAGUAAAUGAACAACAGAAGCGCGAAUUAGUGCAAAUAUUUCUAGAACAGAGUAAUUUGGAUAUAGAUAGUUAUCGAGAUGGUGAAGUACGACGCAUACUUAAAGAGGAAUAUCCAGACCUAACACUGCCAGAUGCACGUAGUAAUAUCAACGACAUUAGUUUCGAUUCGUUAUUGACACAUUUGCGCAGUUGUGAUGAGCAAAAAUUCAUACAACAGUUUCAGGAUUAUCAGCUCAAUGUAUCGGGAAAAGAAAACCUUAUAAAUGCUGUACAGGAGCAAAACAUGAUUUUACUCGUAGAAGCUAUAAAACGCGGUUUAAAUGAAGCUUUUGAUGUUUUAUUACAAACUAACCUAAGUAUCAAUCUACUGCAAAAUGGGAAUUCUGCAAUUGAAAUUGCUGCUAUCUGGGGCAACUGGUAUGCUUUGCAGAAGUUAUUGGCUUAUGAACAUUUGAAGCUGCGAAAACAAGAUCAACUGCUCAUCACAAUUAUCAAGAAACUGGACGAAAUUCCUUAUAAUGAUUUUUGUGACUAUAAUAAAUGUUUUUACAUAUUACUCGAUUCAGAACGUGUUGAUGUCAAUGAAAUUGAUGACAGCGGAUCUACACCAUUACAUUAUGCAGUAAAGUACCGAAACCGAAAAGCCAUACAGGAAUUACUUAAGCAUGGUGCUUACAUUGGUAUGAAAAGCCGCUUUUGCGAUCUACCAAUCGAUGGUAUGCAGCCAGAUGUGCUGGAAGAACAUUUAGAUAACUGUAUUACUACUAAUGGACUAAAACCUGGAGAUGAAAAUUUCGAGAUACAAAUGAAUUACAUGAACCUCAUUUUGCAGAAAUCCACUCCAAAUACCAAGAAAGAAAUACAACACAAUUUACGUGAAGAAAUGACACCUAUUGCAUUUAUUGCCGAAUCAAAAGAGCACAGACAUUUACUACAGCAUCCACUUAUCACAAGUUUUCUGUUCCUUAAAUGGCACCGACUUUCCGUUAUAUUUUAUAUAAAUUUUUUGCUAUAUGCUUUCUUCGCAGUUUCAAUAGUUACCCACACAAUACUCAAAUUUCGUGAAAGUGAGCAUGAAACGGUAACCGUAUUAUUUGGACUAUUUGCUUGGAUUGGCAUUGCUUACAUGAUAAUACGAGAAGCAGUGCAAAUAAUUAUGUCUCCAACAAUGUACUUCCGUUCACCAAUAAAUCUAAUGGAAAUUGCUCUCAUUAUUUUAUCGAUAAUGACCUGCACCGAACCAAGCUAUGAUCGAGAAACACAACGUGUAGUUGCUGUAUUCACGAUGCUACUUGUAGCAUUGGAACUUUGUUUGUUGGUCGGUUCUCUUCCAGUCUUGUCAAUAUCCACUCACAUGUUAAUGUUGCGGGCAGUCUCGAAAAGUUUCCUGAAAAGCUUUACUCUGUAUUCCAUUUUUGUUAUAACAUUCAGUUUAUGCUUUUACAUACUUUUCGGUAAGCCCGAACUGGAUGAGAAUGGUUUGCCGAAACCUGAGGCAAGCGAUGAAUUCAACAAAUUUUCAAACCCCUUUGCCGCUAUAAUCAAGACAAUUGUUAUGUUAACUGGCGAAUUCGAUGCUGGCGAUAUUAAUUUCGACACACUAUACAGCUACUUGGUGUUUCUGCUAUUCGUGGUAUUCAUGUCAAUCGUUCUGUUCAAUUUAUUGAAUGGCUUAGCAGUAAGCGAUACACAGGCUAUUAAAGCACAAGCUGAACUGAAUGGUUCAAUAUGCCGGACGAACUUAUUAACUCGUUAUGAAGAAGUUCUAACUGGUCAUUCCGGUCGCACAAGCUUCAUUGUCAACCAUGAACCAUUCCGCACAAUUUGCCGUCGUUUAAUGAAUCUUUAUCCAAACUAUAUAGCGGGUAAACAAAUCGCGAUAUUACCGAAUGACAACAACAAAGUCAUGAUACCAGUAGCUAAUGCCUAUGAACUGAAAGAUGUCAUGAGUCGUAGUAAUGGCAUACGUAACUCAAAGGCUUCCUUUCUGCCGCUCACAACCAACGACAAUGAUCGUCAGAAAAAAUUACUCGACCCACCAGUUCAAUUCCUACCCUGCUGUUGCUCUUGCAUCACAGGCAAAUGCUCAGAAAUGGACAGCCGAACGGUUAAAAUGGCAUUGGCAGUUAUAGAUCAAAAGACAACUGCCCACCGGGACAGACAACGUUUGCAGAAUACAGAAAGGCGCCUACAAAAUAUUGAGCAGAAACUGGAAAAAAUGUUCGAAUUGCUGCAGGACAUACAAGCAAAAUAGACUUAAAUUUUGAACUAUAAAUUGUAUUUUUUACUCAUAAAAAAUAUAUCAAUUUCAAUAUAGUGUGAGUUAUA